GAAUCGAUUCGAAGGAAGAAUUAGUAUGCGCGGCCGUGCGCACGCAUGAAAUUUCUUUAAUGAAACCACAUGAAACAACGAUGUAAAAACGUAAAUAACAUCGGAGAGGAGAUUAACAAAUGUUUUUGAGAUUACGCUCUACUUAAGACCAGUUAAAGCCGGAAAUACUCUUCAAUUUAAUGGUUUAAUGGAUAAUUCGCCGACAGGAUAAUGGGACUGCGGUAACUUGGUCGUAAAAGUAACAUUGCGUGUAUCUAGGAACUUAAACAUUCUCAUUACUAAACACGAAACCUGUGUUUCUGUUGUACAUUUUUGUGGAAGAUCUUCUAAUCAGACAUUAUGCAAUGGUUCUGUGGCUGGACUCCUUCUCUGUUCCUCGUCUGGCUCGGUUUGAUGGCUGAUAUAAGGUCACAAAGACACAAGGCAGCUAAAUGUCCAAAUGAUGGAAACCUCACCACAUAUCAAGGAAUAUUGAAGAGUCCAGGAUUUCCAAAAUCUUCGUAUCAAGCAGACACAGUUUGCAUUUGGGUGAUAACUGCGCCAAGAGGUGGCAAAGUCAAAUUUGCAAUAUCAACAAUGGAGCUAGAGGACUGUUCUUUGUGCCGUUGUGAUUACGUUGAAGUCAGGGACGGUGCCACGGCUAAUAGUCAACUUAUUGGCAGGUUUUGUGACGAAGAGAGAGUAAAUCUUUAUUCAGAAGGAAGACACAUGUGGGUGAAAUUUAGAUCAGAUGUGGCGAUGGAAUAUCAAGGAUUCUCUGCCAGCUUUUCUUACUUGAAAUUACGAAAAAAGGAACCUUUCAUUCUGCAGGCAAAUGGAUCAUCCCAACUCAUAGCUAGUUCAAAAAGUCCAGCUGUUUGUGGCUCUGAGAAAAAAUGCAUAUGGAUAAUUUCCGCUCGUGAAAGAUGUAAAGUUCAAAUCUCACUAAAAUCAUUUGCCUUCCUGAAUUGUUUGGGACCAUUUGUGGAGAUCAGAGACGGCCCUAGCUCUUCUAGUCCAUCAAUUGGAAGGUUUUGUGGAGAUGAGAAGCCUCCGCCAGAAAUCUACUCCAUAGGAAAUAAUCUAUGGAUAACUUUUGAAUACAACUCUACCAGAGACUUACAAAUGAAUGGUUUCCAGCUCUUGUACAAAGAAGUACAAUGCACCAAUAAACCACAGAUAGGAUUCUUCACUGAGCCUUUGAAUUCUGAUCAUUGGAAAAGUAUGGCCGUUGGAAUCGGCUGCACAAGUUUUUUUCUUUUUGUUGUUCUCGUGUGGUGUUUUCUGAAGGUAGCAAGCAAUGCCAGUCGCUUUGUAGAAUUCGAGCGAACAAUGUCACUGAUUGAGCAGAAUCCAACAGAGUCCUCCAUUGCGGAAACAUGUUUUACUAACGACAGAGAUCUGUGAUGCACUGACUAAAAACACUUGAGGAUCAAAAACUAGCAAAAGAGCCGGUUCUAUCCCUCCCGGGAUUACAGGGGCUAAAUAAAAGCGCUCUGAGCGGCAUAUAACCACCAACACAGUUGUCAAACGUUUGCGCGUGUGCGAAAGUUGUAAUGACUAGCUAGGGGCCUUACUUUCAGGCUGUUAGAACCAAGUCGUCUCAAACCAGUUACAAACAACUACACAAAAAAGUGAGUCAAGAUGUUUUUCCUCAUGUUUUCCUUUGAAAUUUUGCGCGGGAAAUUGGCGUGCAGCCGGUCACAAUUGAUCCCCUUGCGCAUGCCCGACGUUUGACCGCUGUGUUCAUGUAACCGCACAGAUUCGCACAGCCGUGCAACAUAUACGUAGAGUUAUCCUAAGAAACAAAUAUAAACCCUCAAUAAAGGACAUAAUUGUACAAAAGUCACAUGUUUUCUUAAGACAUUUGCUCCAUCAGAACAUUAAGCAUUGAAAAUAUAACUAGCAUGGUACCGCUGACCAUCCGAGUGGUAGAUUUGUUACAAUAAUCUUCCUCACAGCAAUAUACCUCACAGGUAUCAUUGCCACGAGCCUUGCAUGAAGGAGCCUCGCAUGCACUUGCACUAAGACAACCCCGCUGGUAAGUUUCUUGUGUAUACUUGGAAGCCUUGAUGUAUGUCUUAAUGCAUCUGUCAAACCCAAACUUUCCAUCACAUUGCACGAGUUUCAUGCUCUCGUCGCACUCCUUAAAAGAGACUCGACUUUCGCAGUAGUAACAUCUAAUGUCUUCCCACCGAUCGUCUGAAGUUCGAUUCCUCAUGAGGACUUGAGUUGCUCCACAUUUGUGACAAGACGAGAAACAUAUUUAUUUUUCAUGUAAAAUGUAAAUUCAACUUCGCGUGCUUUUACGUAUUACUAUAAAUAUUAUUAUUACCCCAAUUCAUGCCAGAUGGCCACAGUUAUUUUAAUACGAUGGACUGUAGAUGUUAAUUAGCGGUGACAAGAUAUGUCUACAUUAAAUUGGCAAAUAACACUCGGGACUCUUUUUUCCCUUGUUGAAAAAAUACCAAAAUGGGUUAUUCCCAAGGACAGACAUGGAGCAAAGGACUAUUUCACUGCGUCAUACACAGUGACCGAAGGGGAU
This is a messenger RNA of Pocillopora verrucosa, 2524 nucleotides long. RefSeq names its product tolloid-like protein 1. The record is from RefSeq and is a predicted model, not a curated record. NCBI's taxonomy places the organism in Eukaryota, Metazoa, Cnidaria, Anthozoa, Scleractinia, Pocilloporidae.